Molecule: messenger RNA, 1095 nt
Organism: Emiliania huxleyi CCMP1516
Lineage: Eukaryota; Haptophyta; Isochrysidales; Noelaerhabdaceae
Product: mitochondrial polypeptide chain release factor
Exons: 9
Coding region: 1-1095 (364 amino acids)
Biological process (GO): thylakoid membrane organization; chloroplast organization; translational termination
Cellular component (GO): chloroplast
Molecular function (GO): translation release factor activity
Source: RefSeq, a predicted model, not a curated record
AUGGUGGAUGCGUUCGUACUCGACCGGCUGCGUGAGAUGCGCAAGGUGCACGACGAGCUCGGCGCGCAGCUGGAGGACCCGGCGGUCCAGGCCAACGUCGAGGAGAUGCUGCGCGUCUCACGCGAGCGCUCCAAGCUCGACAGCACGGUGGAGGCGCUCGCCGAGUGGGAGAGCCUCGAGCAGCGGCUGGAGGAGGGCAAGGAGCUGUUCAACGAGGAGGACGCGGAGCUGCGCGAGAUGGCGCGCGCCGAGAUCCGCGAGGUGGAGGAGGCGAUGGAGGCGCUCGACGGCCGACUCAAGCUGCUGCUGCUGCCGACCGGCGCGCGCGGCGGAGACGGAUCAGCCACUUUAAACGUGAUGUUUGAGAUCCGUGCGGGCACCGGCGGCGACGAGGCCGCCGCUCGGGCCGCGAUUUGGGCGAACGACCUGCUCUCGCUCUACUCGCGCUACGCCCAGUCGCAGGGCGGCUGGCGUGUGCAGCUCACGCAGGUCUGGUACAACUCACACUGGUCGACGCUGUCUUGGCCUCUGUCCUUUGUAGGUCUCGUACAACAUCCUCAUCGACGCGUGCGGCAAGGCGCAGCAGCUGCCGCGCGCCUUCCAGUUCUACGACGAGAUGGUGCGGCGCGGGCUGCAGCCCGGCGUGAACACGUUCACCUCCCUGAUCGACGCGUGGACGAGGUUGCCGUCGAGAUCAAGCCCGGCGACAUCGAGAUGCACGCGGCUCGCUCGGGCGGCGCGGGCGGGCAAAACGUCAACAAGGUCGAGACGGCGAUCGACCUGACGCACAAGCCGACCGGCAUCCGCCUCUUCGAGCGGUCGCAGCUCAAAAACAAGGAGCUGGCGCUGCAGAUGCUGCGCGCAAAGCUGUACCAGAUGCAGGUGGAGGAGCAGCAGGCCGCUGUCGGCACGGGCUCUCGCUCCGAGAAGAUCCGAACAUACAACUACAAGGACCCGCGCUGCACACCGACCACCGCGCGUGUGCGUAAAAAAAGACACGCGCCCGUGAUCAUAAUGUCAAUAUCAGGCGUGCUCACCGGCCAGAUCGAGCCCAUCAUCCAGCAGUGCAUCGCCCUCGACGAGCAGGAGCACUGA